UUGGCUGCGCGCAUGCCGUAUUUCACGCUACAGUCUGCAGUGCAACCAGCGCGAGAAACGAGCGGAGCGAGAGCAGGGAGUUAGCUAAAAACAGUGGAGCUAAAGUUAAAGCUAAAGUAAAGUUAAACUAAAUGCAGCGGUGGUUGGGACAGACUUCUGUCGGCGAGAAGAGGAAGGAUGCAGGGGAUGAGGAUAUCGGCGACAGAGCGUGCGAAAGGAAAAAAAGAAAGUUUAACGCCAAAUGGCUGACGGGUCGUGAAUGGCUUGUGUUUGAUCACGAAAGUAACGUCAUGUUUUGUCAGGAUUACCGCAUGUACGCGAAAGAAAAAAACAAAACUAACAAUUUCGUGGUGGGAACUAAUAAUUUUAAAGUCGAGGCAGUAACGUUAAAGGACCAUGAGAGUGCCCGAAGUCAUCAGGAGAGCCAAAGGAUUAAAACUGCCAAGACAGGUCGUAUCGAAGAGAGCCUCUCUGGGAGAAGCCUCGCUUUAUUGAAGACGUCUGAGUUGGAGAAGAUGCAGCUACGUUUUCGAAAUGCCCACGCCAUCGGAAAAAAGGGCAGGCCUUUCACCGACUUCGCAUGGAUGUGUGAGGUGGACAGGAAGAAGGGCUUGAAGAUAGGAGAGACAUACUCAAAUGACUACCAGGCAAAAGAGUUCAUACACUACAUAGAAGAAAGAUGAGGGCAAGAUUAUCAGACGGCAAGUUCAUCUCGGUCAUGUCAGAUGGAUCCCUGGACAGUGCAGUGAUGGAAGAAGAGCUGGUCUACGUCAGGAGUGCCAGUGAGGGGAAGGUCAAAGUUGGUUUUGUCGGGGUAAAAGCUGUCUCAAAGCCAGAUGCUACAAAUAUAGCUGAAGCUGCGUGCAGUUUAAUGGACAGUGAAGUCAGCACUGAUUGGAAGAACAACCUGGUGGCCCUCACCACAGAUGGAGCAUCUGUAAUGACAGGAGUAAAUAAUGGUGUAGUUACAAAACUGCGUGCAGACAGACCAUAUGUGCUGGGGAUCCACUGCAUGGCCCAUAAGCUCGAGCUCGCCUUUUCAGACGGAAUAAGGAAAAAUGUGAUGGCCAGGAAAGUUGAGGACCUGUUGAGUGGACUCUACACCUUAUAUCAUAAGAGUGGAGUAAACAGGGCAAGCCUAAAGCAACACUUCAGGGAGCUCCACAUGAAGGCUUUGAUGCCAACCAGAGUAGGUGGAACCCAGUGGCUACCACAUCUCUUCAAAGCACUUGACCAUUUUCUCAGGGGAUAUGCUGGCAUUGUACGCCACUUAGAGGAGAAGUCCCAGGAGGCCACAAACAUCAAUGCUGUUCUGAGGGCAAAGGCCAAGGGGUUCCUCAACAUAGCCAAGGAUGGUGGAGUGCUCAGGUUUUGCUGCCUUCUCCAUGACACCAUCUAUCAACUGAGCAACCUCUCCAAGUCACUGCAGAGGUCAGCAUCAACCCUGGCUGAAGCUCAGAGCUGCCUGUCCUCCACUCAGGCUGUCAUAGAAAAGUACAAGUCAAGACCUGGGCCAAAGCUGAGAGCAGUGCUGGAAACAGACCUAUGAGGGAGUCCUCCUGAAGCCUACUAAUGCCGACCAGCAUGACAAGGCAAAGAACGAGCUAAUCGAUUCUCUGUGCCGGUGCAUCACUGCUAGAUUUGGUGAUGUGAACAGUGGUGUCCUGCAGGCUAUGCAGCUGACCAGUUUCCAGUGCUGGCCAGAAGCAGACAUGAGUUCAGAUUUUGGUGAUGAAGAGGUAAACAAACUCAUCAGUCACUUCCGACCUCUUCUGCUGUCUGCUGGAGUGGAUGUGGAGUUGAUCCCUGAUCAAUGGACAGUUCUCAAGACUGAACUGUACACAGCAGGAUUCAGCCAAGGAACCUUUGAGAAGACCUGGCCUACUGUGAACAGAAUGCUGCGCCAUCGGUGUCCUGACGUCCUUGAUCUUUUUGAUGCUCUCCUCACCAUCCCUGCAACUACAGCUGACUGUGAAAGAGGGUUCAGUGUUAUGAAGCAGGUAAAGAGUGACUGGCGCUCACGCCUGAAAGGUGAGACCCUCUCUGACCUCCUUAAAACCCAGUUGUGUUCACCUGACAUCAAAGACUUCGAUCCAAGCAAACCCAUUGACAUCUGGCAUGCUGACAGUUUGCGCUCACGCAGGCCUGAGUUUGUGCGCAAACACCGGACAAAAGGAACUGAGGGUGGCUCAGAUUCAGAUGGGGGCUCUGAAGAAAUUAGUUCAGAGAGCUCUGAAGACAUUUGAUUCAGAAAUUAAAUGUUUGCACUUUCUGUGUAUAUUUUGUUGUAUGUAUUGUACUUUCUGUGCGUUUUUCAUGCCAACAAUGUUAAUAAAAUGAUCAAAUGC
Molecule: messenger RNA, 2348 nt
Organism: Epinephelus moara (kelp grouper)
Lineage: Eukaryota; Metazoa; Chordata; Actinopteri; Perciformes; Serranidae
Product: zinc finger protein 862-like
Exons: 6
Coding region: 680-1549 (289 amino acids)
Source: RefSeq, a predicted model, not a curated record